This is a messenger RNA of Prosopis cineraria, 1388 nucleotides long. Its product is annotated as 2-methylene-furan-3-one reductase-like. The transcript is spliced from 4 exons. The record is from RefSeq and is a predicted model, not a curated record. NCBI's taxonomy places the organism in Eukaryota, Viridiplantae, Streptophyta, Magnoliopsida, Fabales, Fabaceae. The coding region runs from base 72 to 1265 and encodes 397 amino acids. Gene Ontology annotation, molecular function: zinc ion binding; oxidoreductase activity, acting on the CH-CH group of donors, NAD or NADP as acceptor.
UGGCAUUCUUGCUUUGCGGGAUGCAUUUGCACAUUGUGGCAAAGUUUGAGACUUGAGAGCCUCCAGAAAACAUGUCUGCCUGUGCUUCAAUCUCCUCCACAACUUCCCACCUCAGAACCCUCCCCUCUUCUCUACCUUCCACCACCAUCUCUUCUCCUCCUCUCGGAUUUUCCCUCACUUCCCGGGAAAAUCGAAGACACCUCAUACCCACGACCACCUCUGUCCAAAAGCAUGCUCUUUUUUCAUCCAGGUCUGGCAGAUUCGUGGUGAAAUCCCAGGCCACUAGUGCUCCUGCUUCUUCUGAGUCUGUCACUGUGACACCCGUACCUUCCCAAAUGAAGGCUUGGGUUUAUGGAGAGUAUGGGGGUGUGGAUGUUUUGAAGUUCGAUUCCAACGUUGGUGUGCCUGAUUUUAAGGACGAUGAGGUGCUCAUUAAGGUUGUCGCUGCGGCUCUUAACCCUGUUGACGCUAAGAGGAGGCAGGGCAAGUUCAAGGCCACUGAUUCUCCCCUUCCGACUGUUCCAGGUUAUGAUGUUGCCGGUAUAGUGGCAAAGGUUGGUAGUCAAGUGAAAGACUUCAAAGUGGGUGAUGAAGUCUAUGGGGACAUAAAUGAGAAGGCUCUUGAGGGACCUAAGCAGUUUGGAACUCUGGCAGAGUAUACUGCUGUUGAAGCAAAAUUGUUAGCACCAAAACCUAAGAAUUUGGAUUUUGCUCAGGCUGCUGGUCUUCCUCUUGCAAUUGAGACAGCGUAUGAGGGCUUGGAGAGGACCGGCUUUUCAGCUGGUAAAUCUAUUCUUGUUCUGAAUGGUUCUGGUGGAGUUGGAAGCCUAGUGAUUCAGCUAGCUAAGCAAGUAUUUGGCGCUUCAAGAGUGGCUGCCACGUCAAGCACUAGAAAUCUGGAACUGCUAAAGAGCUUGGGUGCUGAUUUGGCUAUUGACUACACAAAAGAGAACUUUGAAGAUUUGCCUGAAAAAUUUGAUGUGGUUUAUGAUGCCAUUGGGCAAUGCGACCGAGCAGUGAAGGCUGUAAAAGAAGGAGGUAGUGUGGUGGCGCUGACUGGAGCCGUGACGCCACCUGGGUUCAGAUUCGUGGUGACAUCCAAUGGAGAAGUUCUGAGGAAACUGAACCCUUACUUGGAGAGUGGAAAGGUAAAGGCAAUUGUAGAUCCCAAAGGUCCAUUCUCAUUUGCUCAGGUUGUUGAUGCCUUCUCUUACCUUGAAACCAAUAAAGCAACUGGAAAAGUUGUCAUCCAUCCAAUCCCAUGAGGGGAAGAAAAAGAAAAGAAAAGAAAAUGAAAGAGAUAUGGGAUAGGGCAUUUUGAUGUGUGAUGUAUCUUGUAAUGUAUGUUCACACUAUGAGUAGGUAAAAGUUGAGAUUAGAAAGAAAAA